Messenger RNA from Hordeum vulgare subsp. vulgare (domesticated barley), 635 nucleotides. RefSeq lists its product as uncharacterized. The coding region runs from base 92 to 385 and encodes 97 amino acids. The record is from RefSeq and is a predicted model, not a curated record. The transcript has 3 exons. Lineage: Eukaryota; Viridiplantae; Streptophyta; Magnoliopsida; Poales; Poaceae.
AACCCUCUCCCGUGCUAGUAGUCGACAACCGGCAGCCAAAGGGAUACUCCCGCAGAUCCAUUCUUGGGCGAGAAGAAAGAAGCAGACAGCAAUGGCGGCAGGCGCCUCCUCCGCCGCCUGGAAGCGAUGGCUCCGCCCUGAGGCGUACCCGAUCUUCCUGACGACCGGCGUGGCCGUCUCCAUCUGCGCCAUGCAGCUCAUCCGCAACAUCACCACCAACCCGGAAGUCAGGGUGACCAAGGAGAACAGGGCGGCGGGGGUCCAGGAGAACUUCGACGAGGGGAAGCGCUACUCGCAGCACGGAUUCAGGAAGUUCAUCGACCGCCAGCGCCCCCAGAUCAUGCCGGCCAUCAACAACUUCUUCUCCGACCCUCCCAAGUAUUAGUUCGGUCCAGGCAGGCCGCGAAUACCUCUCUGCGCUGCUCGUUUGUUCCGAAGAUUGUGCCAGGAUUUUAGAUGCUGUCUAUGUUGUUUGUCAUAAUUCCAAUCGUUUACAUGCCCAUGGAUUGAUUGCCUGGCUGGUACGCUUCAGAAUCAUUAUUCGAAUCGUUGCCUGGCCAUGGAAAUAUUUGAUCAUGUUAAGAGUAUUACUUUUAUAAAUGAUUUUAAAUCUUUGAUGGAUUUUGGUUUUCUUU